AUGGACUCCAAAGAUAACUGGGCAUUCGGAGCUGUACCUUAUGCAGCGGGUGUACCGCACAGCGGAGCCCAAUCUUUAUACUCUGUCCCAAGCACCGCGAUCAUUGUUGGAGGCACCGCUGCCGUUCUGGGGGGUUGGCCUCUGGUUUUGUGUAUUGCCGGUUAUUCCAUCACUGCACAGCACUCCGCAACAUUACACUAG
This is a messenger RNA of Plenodomus lingam JN3, 201 nucleotides long. The record is from RefSeq and is a predicted model, not a curated record. NCBI's taxonomy places the organism in Eukaryota, Fungi, Ascomycota, Dothideomycetes, Pleosporales, Leptosphaeriaceae.